AUGAUACAAGAUCGGUGUAAUCCUAAUCCAUGCAAACAUGAAGCUCCAUGUUCACAGACUGGAGCAACAUUUUAUUGUGAUUGUACAAAAACUGGUUAUGCUGGAGCUGUUUGUCAUCAAAGUGAAUACUUUACAUCGUGUUCAGAGGCUGGUUUAUUUUAUUCCCUACAACAGUCCACAAUUAACAUAACUAUUGAUAUGGAUGGAUCUGGUGUAUUGAAGCCCAUUGAAGUGACAUGUGAUUUCACAAACCAAAAUACCGUAAUGACCACGUUGCAUCAUGAUGCUCCAGAUGAUAUUAUAGUUGAUGGUUAUCAGGCUCCUGGUUCGUACAGACGAAAACUAAAAUAUGGACGUGCUGAUAGGGACACCCUAGGGGAAUUGGUACGCCGAGCAGUUGAAUGCGAUCAGUCUCUUACUUAUCAAUGUUGGAAUGCCAAACUUCUUCAACUCCCUGCUGGAGGUGGAACUACUUAUGAGAAUCGCGCUUGGGGAUGGUGGGUUAGUCAAGAAGGCAGACCACAGUUUUAUUGGGGUGGAGGUGUACCUGGUUUACAGAAAUGUGCAUGUGGUGUUGAAGGUACAUGUACAGGUGAUUCAUUAACAUGUAACUGUGACAGUGACGGUUCAGCGACGCCACCACUAGUUGAUACAGGAUUACUUCAAUUUAAGGAUCAUUUACCAGUUAUGGAAGUUAGAUUUGGUGAUACUGGUGGAAUUAACGAUGAUAAACGUGCAGCAUAUCGAGUUGGACCAUUAAGAUGUUAUGGCGAUAUUUUAUUUGAUAAUACUGUAACAUUUAGAAAAGUGGAUGCAAAUCUUGAAUUACCACCAUUGUAUUCAGAAUUUGCAUUUGAUAUGUCAUUUAUAUUUAGGACAACUAUUACAGAUGCAGUAAUUAUGCAAAAUAAUGGACGUGCAUCAAAACAAUUCUUUGAAGUUCGUAUUCGAAACGGUAAUGCACUACGUGUUGCUUUUAAUGUUGGCAAUGGAAUUCAGUUGACAGAAGUGACUACGGCACACUGGCUUAAUGAUAAUCGAUGGCAUGUUGUACGCUUUGAACGCAAUCGUAAAGAAACACGCUUAAUUGUGGAUACACAAGAACCAUCUGUUAUAGUUGAAUCAUCACAACGUUCAUUUCGUGGGUUUGAUUUUGAUCAACCACUUUACGUUGGUACAACUCAGGCUUUCACAGACGGAUAUGUUGGUUGCUUAUCAAAUUUGCUAAUCAAUGGUGUUGUCCAAGAUAUGCGUGGAUUAGUUGAACGUGGUGUUUUCACUUAUGGCCUAAGCGCUGGAUGCAAACCAAAAUGUGAUAAAAAUCCUUGCUUGAAUAGAGGGGAGUGUGUUGAGUAUUAUUCACAUUAUCUUUGUGAAUGCGGAUUGACUCCGUAUCGUGGAUUCAUAUGCGGACGACAAAUUGGUGGUACAUUCAACAGUGGUCCAAUGGUGAAAAUUUUGCUUGAUAGACCGAAAGAUCGUUUAGGUACUGUAGAAGAAUACAUUCAAGUUGGUUUCAAGACAAAAUCUAAGCGUGGUAUACUUCUUGAAAUGAGAGGAGAAGGAGAAAGCAAUUAUAUCAUUGUGAAAGUAAAUAACAAUGGCGGGAUAACUAUUGAAUUUGAUGUUGGAUUCAAACGAUACGAAGUGACAACUAAUUAUGAUAUAGACUUGACUAACGACCAACACCAUAUGGUGUAUGCAUGGAGGACAGAUCUGGGUACCAAAUGGCAUUUAAAGGUUGAUGAUUACAAUGAAGUAGUAGAAGACUUCAGUAGUCUUCUGUCACCAACAGCUGAUGUGAGGUUAGACGAUCCAUAUGUGCUGUACAUGGGUCGAAAUGACACCUUGCAACCAGCUGAUGGUUUCGAUGGGUGUAUUUAUGCUGCACAGUGGAAUAAUAUAUUCCCACUUCAUUUGGCCUAUGAAGAACCACGGAGUGCAAUGGUCGAAAUGGUCCCAGCAGAUUCUGUCCGUGAAGAUUUAUGUGGUUUUAUUGAAAUAUUGCCAGAAGAACAGCCUAUAGAAAUACGUCCAUCGCCAGCCAUUCCACCAAAUAUUACACUACCCAAACUUACAGAUGACGAAGAACGACAGAAACGAAUUAUUGCUGGAGUGGUUUCUGGAGUAAUCUUGAUUCUAUCCAUCAUUGCCUUAGUACUGUUUUGUCGUCAUUUCACUUUUGAACGAGGUGAUUAUAAUACACGAGAAGCUAAAGGUGCAAGACGUAUGAAAACUGCUGACAUGGCCAUACAGUUUGGACGUACAGGUCAACCAGAGGUUCAAGGAAAGGAAUGGUGGAUAUAA
Messenger RNA from Heterobilharzia americana, 2307 nucleotides. Lineage: Eukaryota; Metazoa; Platyhelminthes; Trematoda; Strigeidida; Schistosomatidae. The record is from the annotation of a GenBank genome assembly.